AUGGGCCAGCAACCCUCCACACCUAAAGAAGGUGCUCAGUUCCGGGUUAUUGGUGCUGGAAUGUGCCGGACCGGCACAAAGACACUGAAUGAGGCCCUGAAGAUCCUUCUCGAUGGACCCUGUCAUGAUUCUGGCAUUCAGUCUCUUGGUGGAAGCCCCAAGGAGGUUAAGGGGUGGCUUGAGAUCAUGGAUCUUGCGCCAAAGGCAAGAACGACGGAGGAGAAGCAAAGGCUGACCGAAUCAAUACGGUCAAUUUUUACUGGAUACGUUGCGACUAUGGAUUGUCCAGCUGCGAGCCUCGUCCCCGAAAUCAUGGAGGCGUUUCCGGAUGCGAUCGUACUCGUAACAACCCGUGAUCAGACGUCGUGGUGGAAGAGCAUGCAGCAUAUGAAUGGCCUAAUGUCAAACUGGUAUAUGCCCAUUUGUCUCAUGUGGCUGCAAAAGUCUAAGGGCUACGGUGAAUGGGGGAACAAAUUCCAGUCCCUCAGCAGAUGGAGAUAUGGCUCGCCCGGCAUCAGGGAGCAUACGAAGGGCAUUCAUGAGGAGCAGCUACGGAAGAUGGUGCCUCCAGAAAAGCUGUUCUGGUACGAUGUCAAAGAAGGGUGGGAGCCCCUUUGCAGGAUACUUAACCUGCCCGUACCUGACCGGCCAUUUCCCCAUAACAAUAGCAAACUGGAGGCGGAAAAAUCAUGGUGGAGACAUGUUCUCUCCGGCUUCUCAUCGUGGAUAUUUGUGGUAGGCAUUAUGAUGUGGCUUUUGUACUACACAACGUUACUCCUAGACGGAGAUUGGUAA
This is a messenger RNA of Neoarthrinium moseri, 795 nucleotides long. RefSeq lists its product as uncharacterized. The coding region runs from base 1 to 795 and encodes 264 amino acids. Lineage: Eukaryota; Fungi; Ascomycota; Sordariomycetes; Amphisphaeriales; Apiosporaceae. The record is from RefSeq and is a predicted model, not a curated record. The transcript has 2 exons.